AUGGGUAAUUUCGUCAAGGAUAAACGAUACUUUGAAAAAAGAUUGCAUUUUUCCACAGAUAAACUUCAGAAAUGGUUUGCUUGUGUUUGUUUAAUCAAUUAUUAUUAUCCAGAAUCGGAAUAUGGGCUGCCGAUAAAAUAUGCAACACAUGCCGAUGGGUUAAAACAGACUAUUGACAAUGUUACUAAUUUGUCUUCAAUGUUGGUUACUUUAGCCGUAUACAUUUCUCAAACAGAACAGAAACUUUCAGAUGACAUCUGUAAAGAAGAUCCUAGUAAUCACUCAUUAUCAUGCUUAGCCAGCGAAACGUGUGUUGCGUCAUCCAUAAUGUAUGUUAAUAUGGGGCAAUAUUGCAUGAAAAUAAAUGAUUAUUCGUCGGCAAUCGAUAACUAUAACAUAUGUUUGUCGUUGGCCAAGAAACAUUUACCAGCAAAUCAUCAACUUGUUGCUGUGAUACAUCAAUGUUUAGCUGAAGCACAUGGCAAAUUGCAUCAUUACGAAACGACGAUAAAUCAUCUGAGCGAAGCGUUAGCGAUCUUAAACAGAAUACUUCUGGAGGAAAUAAAACAGUAUAAUGUCGCACUUUUAGAUUUCACCCUUGGUCUGCUAUAUUUUGAAGCGCGUGAUUAUGAUCUUUCGCUUGUAAAUUUCAAGAAAUCAUUAAAUAUUCAUACCACUAAGUCAAUGUUGAAUAGUACAAUGGUAUCUGACCUUCAUCAAUAUGUUGCCACAUGUUACCAGCUUAAAAAUUUAUAUGAUUUGGCUAUAAAACAUUAUAUUAACGUAUUUGAAGAAUAUGAUGACUCUUUUCAUCUUGAUUCAAAUAGAAUUGUAGACAUUUAUUAUCAGUUGGGAAGAUGUAAUUACUAUAAAAGUGAUUUUGAUUAUUCGCUCCAAUACUAUUAUAAAUCAUUGCAACCAUACGAAUUAUGUUCAACUUCUGCAAAUACUGUACAGCUUACACGCCUGGAUCAAUCGAUUAGUAACGUUUAUGAUAUCAAAGGUGACUUCAAAUUAGCCUUAAAACACUGUAGGGAGGCUCUUGUUCUUCAAGAUCCAAACGAUGAAUCAGCGACUGCAUCACUCUAUAACAAUUUAGGGCAUUUUUUGGUUAAAUAG
Messenger RNA from Rotaria socialis, 1119 nucleotides. NCBI's taxonomy places the organism in Eukaryota, Metazoa, Rotifera, Eurotatoria, Philodinida, Philodinidae. The record is from the annotation of a GenBank genome assembly.